AAUGCAAACUGUAGAGAAUGGUUCUGGUUUAAGUCUUGAAGCACGAACACUACAGAUGGAUUCACCAAGAGCUUUCGGAUCCAGAAAGAAAUUUCCGAUAAAUUUCGACAAGCACAGAAGAUUUAGUCUUAGUGGAAUAAACUCUAGUGCUUACGGAGUCGGCCUUUCAAGAAGUAGUUCCAUUCACGUGGGUCGUCUUGCCGCAUUUUCCUCUCCAACAUUCCGGCCUAACAAAAAUUCACUGUUCCGAAAGCAAAGCUUGGACAAAACUGAUGAAGAGGAGACUGAAUUCCUUCUUGAGAAUCAGCUGACGUUGGAGGAUCAGCUGAUCUCUGAUAAUCAGCUGAGUUCUGAAAACCAGUUAUCCUUGACACCAAGCGAUCAGCUGUUGGUGUCCGAUCUAGUGCCACCAGAAGAAAGGAAUAAUGCAAAAUUAUUAUUAUUAUUCCUCAUCACUAGCAUUUAUAUGGUUUCACCGCUUUGUUUUCUGGCACUAAAUUUUGCUUAA
Messenger RNA from Eurytemora carolleeae, 508 nucleotides. RefSeq lists its product as uncharacterized. The coding region runs from base 2 to 508 and encodes 168 amino acids. The transcript has 5 exons. The record is from RefSeq and is a predicted model, not a curated record. Lineage: Eukaryota; Metazoa; Arthropoda; Copepoda; Calanoida; Temoridae.